Messenger RNA from Candidozyma haemuli, 1401 nucleotides. RefSeq names its product Mac1p (gene MAC1). Gene Ontology annotation, biological process: intracellular copper ion homeostasis; intracellular iron ion homeostasis; positive regulation of transcription by RNA polymerase II. Bases 1 to 1401 code for a protein of 466 amino acids. Gene Ontology annotation, cellular component: nucleus. The record is from RefSeq and is a predicted model, not a curated record. The transcript has a single exon. Gene Ontology annotation, molecular function: RNA polymerase II cis-regulatory region sequence-specific DNA binding; copper ion binding; DNA-binding transcription factor activity, RNA polymerase II-specific. NCBI's taxonomy places the organism in Eukaryota, Fungi, Ascomycota, Pichiomycetes, Serinales, Metschnikowiaceae.
AUGAUUCUAAUUAACGAGGUCAAGUACGCUUGUAUGGAGUGUAUUCGUGGCCACCGCUCGUCGAUGUGCCGGCAUCACCAGAGACCGCUACUACAGGUUCGACUGAAGGGCCGGCCCAAUGUGGGCUACGGUAACAAAAACCAUAGAAUAGCGGUUUUCGCUGAGGAGAUUGCUUCUUCGCCUGAACCAGAGGACGGUGACAGCUGCAGAGACUUUCCCGUGGUCAUCUUGAAGGCAUCGGAUAAACAGGUGAUAGACCUACUGAAUGGUCAGAUCUUGGGGCCUUACAGUGAGGCUGCUAACGAGAUACACAACAAGAAGCCUGUGAUUCGGUCAGAUAGCUUUAUUAACUCAUCGUCGUGUUGCUCAAAGGGCGCUUCGAAGGUCAGCAAGCUGUGUUCGUGCAAUAAGAGUAAUGUCUCAAAGACCAAGAUCCUUAAAUCUUAUCUUGAUAAGCAUAAGAAUAAACUGGCAUCGGUGAAGAGGGAACCCGAGUUGAAGCCAGCAAAACUGAGCUGUUGCAGUUCUAAGAAACAAAAUAAUGGGGUUCCUCAACAGAACGGCAAUGGAUACUCGACAAACGUCUUUGCCAACCCUUACUACGCCCAACAAUGGAACCAAAAUCCUCAAAUACCGCCUCAGCCUUUCAACAUACCGUUCCCACAACACCAGACAGUACCACAGAACGGCUACAACGUUCCUCUCCAACAAAACUCCCUCCCGCCUAUGUCAACAUUCCCAGAGGCUGGCUAUACGAAUCAGCCACAGCAUGACAUAUUCCACAACCUAGCUGCAAGCAAUACAGGAGAAGUCUUCGAGGUGGUGAAUGUUCCGUCUUGUUCUAUCCUGGGCACUUGUCGUUGUAGCAGCGACUGUAGGUGUCCAGGCUGUGUUGAACAUAAUAAUGCACCUAAACCACCAGCACAGGUUCAUUUAGAUGCCCUUCGAAACGACGCACAGUACAGCUCUAACUUGAUACUAACGCUGAAAGAUCAAAAGCCUGCUACAGAGAAAUCGCCAGAGAAACAACCACAGCCCUUACCAGCACUUCCGUUGUCGAAGGAUUUCGAUACCUACGCCAAUUUCCUUCGUCUGAUUAUUGGAGAGCAAGAACCCAACAAUAACGACGGAGAGGUGAACUGUAGUGACGGACAGUCGUGCGUCUGUCCAGACGACGACUGUUUCUGUACUAACUGUGAAACCCAUGGCAUCAUAGACGGAUACAGAUUAGACGACAUUUUCAAUGGCCGGACCGCUGGUGAUAAUAACGUCAAAAGUGAGCCUUUGGAACGAGCAUCGUUCGAUUCUAACAAACGGUCUCCCAUUGAACCUAGCACAUCGCUACUGUCGCGAAGCUCAGAUGCCUCUUUGCUAGGAUUUGGGAAAAAAGACCAGAGCUAA